AUGGAAGGAGAUGAGGAGAGGACUGAAUGGUCUAUAAACGGCGGUUUCUUCACCAGAGACUCGGACAGCAUCACGCAGCGCAACGGGGCGAAUUCAAGCGUCGUCCAGGAGGCCCGCCGGGGAGCGUGCGCCUGGGCCCGGGCGCCAAGGGGCCGUGCACUUCCGGGGCGGCCCCGCGGCUUCCGCUUCCGGUGCCGUGGCCGAGCGGCGGCAGCGGCGGGGCGGGCGGCGCGUGCGCCGGGCAUGGACGGCCCGUGGUCCUCGUCGCUGGACCCCGAGCUGCAGCGCUUCCUGGACGCGGAGACGCAGAAGCAGCGCGCGCAGCGGCUCAUCCACCAGAUGACCGAGCUGUGCUGGGACAAGUGCGUGGACAGGCCGGGGCCCAGGCUGGACGGCAGGGCCGAGGCCUGCCUCGUGAACUGCGUGGAGCGCUUCCUCGACACCAGCCACUUCAUCCUGAGCCGCCUGGAGCACCUGCAGCGGUCCAAGCCCGCCUUCUCGGAGAGCCUUUCCGACUGAGCCCUCGCCCCUUCGUUGGAAAAGCAAGGGACUACUGUGAAAGAGGUGGCAGAAAGAAUGUAC
This is a messenger RNA of Jaculus jaculus (lesser Egyptian jerboa), 582 nucleotides long. RefSeq names its product mitochondrial import inner membrane translocase subunit Tim8 A-like. The transcript has 3 exons. NCBI's taxonomy places the organism in Eukaryota, Metazoa, Chordata, Mammalia, Rodentia, Dipodidae. The record is from RefSeq and is a predicted model, not a curated record. The coding region runs from base 1 to 519 and encodes 172 amino acids.